This is a messenger RNA of Schistosoma guineensis, 2380 nucleotides long. Lineage: Eukaryota; Metazoa; Platyhelminthes; Trematoda; Strigeidida; Schistosomatidae. The record is from the annotation of a GenBank genome assembly.
CAAAAGAGAAAGAAAGUAAUACAACUAAAAUACAUUGUGAAGAUUUAUAACAUUUGCUAUGACAAAAGAAGAAGCAACAUCUCAAUUAACUCGAAGCAUAUUUCACACAAUUUAUGCGAAGUUUUCACGAGCCCGUGUAAAACUAUAUGGAUGGCGUCAUUUAGGAUGGUUGGUUUUGUUGGUUGCUGCACUGAAUGUUGUUUGCAUAGGGGGAAAAAGAAGGGCAUUCGGAAUAUUUGUUGCUGCUCUACACAAAGCUUAUAAUGACACGAGCAUGACGGAAUUGAAUUGGGUUGGUGACAGUUAUGCUGCAGUUGGAUUCUUUUUAAUGCCUUUCGCUACAACAGCAAUAAUUCGAUGGAAUCGACCAUAUAGAUGUACCAUGCUUCUAGCCGGUUUAUUGAUUUUUAUAAGUUGUAUGACAUCAGCAGUGGUGCCUAGUCCAGGGUAUCUAUUCCUGACUCAUACACUAAUACAUGGCCUUGGAUCUACACUUAUUUUAUGUGGGACAAGUCUUGUAACAGAAGAGUAUUUUGACAGAUCUCAUCGAUUUCAUGUUUUAGCAACUGCAUUUGUUUCCGGUGGACCUUAUGGUGUACUAAUAUUUGGUCCAUUGUAUUCAAACUUAAUACAAAGCUACGGUUGGCAAGUAGCAUUUCAACUAAGUGGAUUACUUUUCUUACUCGUGACAUCUUUAGCCGGGAUUGUUUUUAUUUCGCGUGAUAUAUUUGAAUAUAACCAAGCUAUUCUGGAGCUUUCUGAUUCUUUUGAAGAAAAUACCAUGAACAAAGCCUUACGAAAGGAUCCUUUAUUGCUACGUAAUUCUCCGAAAGCCAGUGAUGGACGUGGAUGGGCUUUUUGCUCAGUUGAACAUUUGAAAAAUAAUCCGCAGGUGUUCGUCUGGGGAUUUGAACGCUUACUUCAUAAUCUCGUAAUAUAUGGUUUACUAAUGAACAUGACAGCUUAUGUAAGUCAGGCAUUAAAUGAUCAACUGGUAUUGGGUGCCCGAGUUAAUUUAUACUUUGGUAUAGGAGAAUCAGUCGUAUUUACACUUGGAGCUUUAAUCGGUGAUCGUAUACGAGGUUAUUUAGCAGUCGCCUACUUUAUUGGAGCACUAUUUGCAGCUUUAUUUUUGGUUAUUAUGCAAAAUACAUAUGAAGAUUUAAACGUUGUUUAUGUACUGGCUGGAUUUACUGGUGCUACUGUUGGUGUAGGCAAUACAUUUCUAUAUGCUACUUCAGAAGAGAUAAUGAUGGUUCAUGGAUCGAUUGCAUUUCCUAUGACAAAAAUGAUUGCCGGUAUUGGUAUGUUGUUAGCACCAUUAUUCUCUGGUGCAAUUAUUGAUGGAUUUGGAUAUGGUGGAUUUUUUAUUAGUAUGGCAAUUUUAGUGUCAAUAAGGGCUAUUCUCUUAGGUCUCAUAUGUUAUAUAUUAAAUCUCAAGAAGAAAUUGAUUUUAGCUAGUGAAAAAGAACACAUAUUUACAAAUGAUAAUCAUUUUAAUCAUUGUUGUCAAAAUACUACUAAACAAUGCAAUGAAAAAUUAACAAAAAUUAAUAAUGUAGAAUCUGAAAUUACAAAUGGAUUAAAUUCAACAGAACAUGAUUUAGAGAAACGUAUUCAAACUUCUUCUGAAUGGUAUCAUGAAAAUGAUCGCAGAAUGCCAUAAAUUUAUUUAUAUAAUAAAAUUGUAUAAUUUAAACAUUACAUUGAAACUUAUUAUUGUUAACGAACCCCCCCCCAAAAGAAACAUAAUAAUUUUAUUUACAUUUGAUUGAAUGAAUAUGAAUUUCUACUGAAGAAAUUGUUUAAAAGCAUGCAAAACAAAAAUACUUGAAUAAAUGAACAUUAAUUGAAACCUUUUAGAAAUUUUAUUUUUAAAUGAAGACUUUCACAAAUGCAUCCGACAUACAAAUAUAUAUUGGAAUAAAUUAAGAAAUGCAUUCUCAUUUGAAUGAUUCUUUCGAUUAGAUCAUUUCUGAUAUCACUACUAUUGUUGUAACUGUCACUUCUAAUCAUGAUUACUUUGUGGAAUUCCAAAUGAUAUGAAAAAGAAUUUUUGAAAGUUUCAUGAGAAGGAUCAUCAGGCAACAUAAUUUUUUUUGUAGAAGCUGAAUUUUGAUUUCCAUAUUUGAAAAUUAUCCUCUUCAGUUAUUCAUUCAUAUAUAUAUCUGUAUUUCUGUAUGCAAGUAUACAUGUAUAAAGUGAUGUAUUUGUGGGAUAUAACAUGAAGAGACAAACAAAAAUAGUGAGUGAAAAAGGGAGGGAAAGAAAAUUUACUAUAAGACAUCAAUGUCAUGUUAUGACAAAAUCAUAACAAACAAACAAACAAGAAUUUAUAGAUGUCAUAAGCCAUUUCGGUAUCCAACUUAUUAGAAGGGAA